AUGUUGUCACAGCAGCAUCAUUUGGACAUUACCCAGUUAACUGUGAGUGUUACCACAAAUGACAAGGAUGAGGCCUUCAUUGUGGAGCUGAGCGACAAGCAUGCAAACGGUUCAACAAGUUCUUCUCAGGUACUGCGGCAAUGGAAGGAUUUUGUGCAGUUAGAUCGACUCGUACGUUCAAUGGCCCCAAAAUUUGAUGCCCCGCAGAUGCCAGUGGUGGAUAAUGCUACACGUGAGGAAUUGCGAGAGUACAUGCAAGUUUAUCUUUCUGCCGCCAUCACAUGCAAUCCUUUAAAACAUCUCAAAGAGUUUCAGGACUUUCUUAGAUUUAAUGAAUAUAUCCAACAGGAGCGUCAGCGCACUUUUGUAACGGAUUACAAAUUUGCAACACUACGCCAUGUGGCCUCACAGCAACAGUUGUUACUUCAACAAAAUUAUAAGCCACGUAGUCCGUUAGAACUCCGACGGAUAAUUAAACCGGAGGGAAAAGAAACCGCAGAAGAAACAGCAGCAGAAGAAGAAGAAAGAGAAUAUUCUAUUCGUGGCAGUAGCGUGGCAGCAGAACAGCGUGAAGAAGUGGAUGAAGCAGAGAAUACAUUGGAUGAGUGUUUUCGUAUUAUGGAUGUUGGAGCAGCUGGGUAUAUUACAUUGGAAGAUAUGAAGGAAUUUUUUCUUUGUGCUAAUGUCAAUAGUGAGAUGUUGCAACUGCGGAAAGAUGAAUUAUGCAAUCGAAAACGUUUUGCUGAGGUGGUACGACAGACAUUACGCAAUGCAAAUAUUACACUUACUCUUGAUGAGUGGAUUGAUCGCUAUUGGUUGCAACAGUAUCGUAAGAUUUACGCAGCUAUUCCUAUAUUUUUAAACUGGGAAGGGGAUUGGAAAGAGUUUGGAAGAGAAACUAUGAAUGGUUUUGACGGUUUUGAAUUGGCCACACUUAUGUAUGUUCUCACAGAGGCGGGACUGCGUCUCUUGAGUACAUUAGAGAUAUCGGAAUGGGUACAAAGUAAACGAUAUCAACGCUCUUGUGAACUUACGAUGGAUCAAUUCGCAGUUUUACUCGAUGCGCUCUCAAAGGCGGUGCCUUUUGCAGAACUUUGGUUAUCUCUCUUACCCAAUAGUAACAACAAUUCAAAGAUGUUACAACUUAUCUAUACUUACGCCGCUAUUGCGGAUGUCACAGUGGUGGAAGAGCUGCAAGAACAUAUCAUGCAAUUACAAAGGAGAGUGGCAGGAACAACACGAGAUGGAGGUAAAUGUGUGAACUGCAGCAGAGUUGAGGAAACCCUGCGGAAACAGUCCGCACAACUUGAAGCGGAAAAAGUAGCGAAGGAAACUCUAAUGGCGAAGAUGCGUUACUUGGAGCAGCAGUUGGAGGAACGGUUAGUGGAACUCACACAAUUACAGGAGGAACACCAACACACGCAGAUGUUACUAGAAGAUGCUGAUCUUCGUCAAGCAGAGUUAAUGGAGACACUUGAGAACUCGAGACUACAAAAUGAAGGAAGAUCUUCUUCUUUUUCAGGUGCUAUGUUCACACAUACCGCAGUCUCUUUACCAGCAACAACUACUCUUCUGCAGUUACUGCCGUGUAGUACUACUGCUGCUGCUGCUGCUGAAUAUAGAAGAGAAGUUAAUGUGCCAACUUUUUUCAUAGGCGUUUUAAACACCAAAGGGGCUGUGGCGUACGCUAUUCCAUCCGAAUUCUCUUGUCCAUCUCAUUGGAGUGUUGGUGUAUUCUUUUGUGGUGAGGGCACAACCAUUGGGGGAGGCAAAACAGAACGUCUUGUCUUUCGUGAUGCUGAUGGACGGCGUAGUUGUGCUUUUCUUUUUAAAAAUAACGAACUGCAUGUUUUGGUAAAAGAGAAGAACAGUGAUGCAGAGAAGAGAAAGGGUGUUAUUAACGGCAAUAAUAGUCGUCGUGUGUUUCGACUCACCUCACGCCGUUGGUACACUCUAAAUUGUUUUCUUAAUUGGAAGGAGAAGACAUUCUCUGUCUCGCUAAAGGAAGAUGAUGACACUGGAGGCGGCAGUAGUGUUGGUGUUGGUGUUGGUAAUAUGAAGAAGGAGAAUAAUAAAGGAAAGGGUUCUGAUAACAGUAUCUUAACGAAAUCAGAAGAAGGUGUAUGUGGUCCAUUUACAAUGAUUGACGAACAGGUGAAUGGGAUUACCGUUGUUGACAUAUUUCCAAGAACAGAGCUAUUGGUUUGUUAUUGUAAUUUCUUUCUACAUUCCACAAUGGUUCCAUCUGCUGAUGAGAAGGUCAUGGAGAAGUAA
This is a messenger RNA of Trypanosoma theileri, 2274 nucleotides long. RefSeq lists its product as uncharacterized. The transcript has a single exon. NCBI's taxonomy places the organism in Eukaryota, Euglenozoa, Kinetoplastea, Trypanosomatida, Trypanosomatidae. Bases 1 to 2274 code for a protein of 757 amino acids. Gene Ontology annotation, molecular function: phosphatidylinositol binding; calcium ion binding. The record is from RefSeq and is a predicted model, not a curated record.